Mycotypha africana is the source of this 700-nucleotide messenger RNA. RefSeq lists its product as uncharacterized. The record is from RefSeq and is a predicted model, not a curated record. Bases 189 to 617 code for a protein of 142 amino acids. Lineage: Eukaryota; Fungi; Mucoromycota; Mucoromycetes; Mucorales; Mycotyphaceae. The transcript has 2 exons.
GCAUAUUCAUUUAUUUAUAGACAGUACCAUACUGGCGCAUCAAUAAAUGGGGUGGUGUCAAUAAGUAAUUCAGAUAAUUCAUGAAACUUAUUGUCAAUGACCUGUUAAAGAGACAUCCAUGUAAAAAAGCUGGAUAAAGAUUAAGAGAAAACAUUUAGAGAAAAAUUUCUAACGUCUCCUUUUUAAAGAUGAAACUUUCAUUUGUUGCCACUACUCUGCUUUCAGCAAUUGCCUUGGCCCAAGCUGCUUCCAUUAAUGCCAAACGUGAUGAUGGUCUUGUUUUUGGUAAGGGUGGCAGUGCUGUUUUAGGCAAGGAUGACUAUGUAAAAGGUGAUAAAGAUGUCGUUGUCAAAUACGACGAUGGUGUCGUUGUAGGCAAGGAUGGCAAGGACGGUAAAAAUGGUUCUGCAAAGGAUGGCAAGGAUGGCAAGGAUUGUGAGGAUGGUUCUGUGAAGGAUGGCAAGGAUGGUAAAGAUGGUUCUGUAAAGGAUGGCAAGGACGGUAAAAAUGGUUCUGCAAAGGAUGGCAAGGAUGGCAAGGAUGGUUCUCUAAAGGAUGGCAAGGAUGGUUCUCUAAAGGAUGGCAAGGACGGUUCUGACAAGGAUGGUUCAGUAUAGACCCUCCAAAUGAAAUGAUUAAGAAUUUUUCUCAACCAUAUUUUAAUAAACUGUACAAGCAAAGUGCUGGUCUUCAUGUUCCU